AUGGCUUCUAUGGGGGUUUGGUUGGUGACCUCCCUGUGCUUUGUGGUGAUGAUGCUCAUAUCGCAUGUCUACCACAAGCUUCUGGAUGCGUACGAGCAGUCAGCCACACUUAGUGAUAUUGAAUAUUCCUGGUUUUUCCGUUUACUGCUGAAUCUUGUCGGCUAUUCCACGGUUCUGCUGCCCAUGUUCAUAUUGUACAAAUAUCUACAGAAAAUCAACUAUUUCGAUAAGAUUAGUAAUAACAGUGGGUACACAUGGCGCGUCCUGUUCCUGUGCUUCGGCGAGCCCGGGGAGAAACUGCCAGAAAGUGUGAAGCCUCGCAAGGAGGACGGCACUGCGCGGGAGAGCGCUGAACUCGCCUUCUGCUUCACGGGACUCAUGGCUGCAUAUUUAGUGUGGGGGCUACUGCAGGAGAAAAUAAUGACACAGAACUAUGUGAUGUCAGACGGCAGCCUCAUGAAGUUCAACGACUCGCAGUUCCUAGUGUUCGUGAAACCCAACGUGCUUAGCGCCUGGUGCCAGUACGAGGCGCUCAAGUACGUCAGCUUCCCCACGCAGGUGACGUAUACUAGCCGCGCCCGCUGCACAAGUUCAGCUACUGCUCGCUCAGCAACGUGCUUAGCGCCUGGUGCCAGUACGAGGCGCUCAACGCCUGGUGCCAGUACGAGGCGCUCAAGUACGUCCAGCUUCCCCACGCAGGUGGACGUAUACCUAGCCGCGGCCGCUGCACAAGUUCAGCUAACUGCUCGCUCAGCAACGUGCUUAGCGCCUGGUGCCAGUACGAGGCGCUCAACGCUGGUGCCAGUACGAGGCGCUCAAGUACGUCAGCUUCCCCACGCAGGUGGACGUAUACUAGCCGCCGCCGCUGCACAAGUUUCAAGCUACUGCUCGCUCAGCAACGUGCUUAGCGCCUGGUGCCAGUACGAGGCGCUCAAGUACGUCAGCUUCCCCACGCAGCCGCGCCGCUGCACAAGUUCAGCUACUGCUCGCUCAGGCAACGUGCUUAGCGCCUGGUGCCAGUACGAGGCGCUCAAGUACGUCAGCUUCCCCACGCAGGUGACGUAUACUAGCCGCGCCGCUGCACAAGUUCAGCUACUGCUCGCCUCAGCAACGUGCUUAGCGCCUGGUGCCAGUACGAGGCGCUCAAUACGAGGCGCUCAAGUACGUCAGCUUCCCCACGCAGGUGACGUAUUACUAGCCGCGCCGCUGCACAAGUUCAGCUACUGCUCGCUCAGCAACGUGCUUAGCGCCUGGUGCCAGUACGAGGCGCUCAAGUACGUCAGCUUCCCCACGCAGGUGACGUAUACUAGCCGCGCCGCUGCACAAGUUCAGCUACUGCUCGCUCAGCAACGUGCUUAG
Molecule: messenger RNA, 1359 nt
Organism: Arctia plantaginis
Lineage: Eukaryota; Metazoa; Arthropoda; Insecta; Lepidoptera; Erebidae
Source: the annotation of a GenBank genome assembly